Messenger RNA from Exophiala bonariae, 1503 nucleotides. RefSeq lists its product as uncharacterized. NCBI's taxonomy places the organism in Eukaryota, Fungi, Ascomycota, Eurotiomycetes, Chaetothyriales, Herpotrichiellaceae. The transcript has a single exon. The record is from RefSeq and is a predicted model, not a curated record. The coding region runs from base 1 to 1503 and encodes 500 amino acids.
AUGACCGAAACUUCCCUUUCCCAGCGCGACGGCUCCAUCAGCUCGACCAAUUCAGGAGGCGGUGCCAGUGCCUUCCUCUCCAAAAUCACCAGAUCUCCCUCUCGCAGGCAUAAACCUCUGGGAUCCAACGGGUCCAUCGAUGCAACUCUUUCUGUCACAGGUUCGACACCACCACGCCCUCGUCCUCGACCAGGCUAUCCCCGUACCACCACUGCUCCUGCUGCCCCCGUCACUCUCAAUGCGAUCAAGGCCGACAUCGUUGCCCGCAAUAGUGAUGUGACUGGCGCCUCGAGCGCUUCCUCUCAGACCAUGUUCCCUAUUGCCGUCGAUAUGGUUUCCCGAACUCCUCUUCAGAAAUCUCCUAGCGAUCCCAACACCAUUGUUAGCAAUGGGCUGAAUGGCAAGCCUGCAUCUACAAUUGCGGAUGGAUUCAAGGCGGUUCCGUCAGAAAUGGACAUUGCAUACUCGUUGGCCACAAAUGGGAUGCUCUCCAGCAGUGCCACUGCCGCUCUCACCAAUGGAUCUGCAUUUCACGCACAUAUACAAGAGAUGACUACCAAAAGAAUAGCAACACUGGAUUAUUUGCGGAAAGCCCAUGAGGGAAGAUCGUUCUGGUUCAACACGGUCCGUUUCACCGAGGCCGACAUUUGCAAAUUACCAUCCUACACAGUGACCAGAUUGUCAAGACGAGCCAUGAAUUAUAUGCUCCUGGGUAUGUCGUUGCCUAUUGUUAUAGAUGUGCACCCACAGCCACAUGCUCAAAGCACGGCGGCCACAAUGACCGCGGUUGCACAAGACUAUCUGAGAAGUCUCAACACCCUCCUCGCAGAGUUCGAAUCGUUCCAACAAUUACAUCCCCCUGACGGAAGUACAGCGAGUUCUCUGAGCCGAGCCCGCAUCCCACAAAUGUUUAAAAGAUCUGGUACCAUCGCAAGACCACGAAAAUCCAGCGGACCAGUGUCAGAGAUUGGCCUCCCCAUGCUGCCACCUACCUCUUCUCCCCCCAGCAUGCCAGAAGGUGGUCAUCAUCACGUACCACAUGCUUCUAUAGACACCACCGCCACUGGGAUGACUUUCUCUUCCAAUGCCACGACUCUUGUCACACCUUCUCCUUCGGUCCCCUUGGCCUCAGGCAAUUUUGCCAGUGCCUCAGCAUUUCCCCCUCCAGGACCCUUUGAUGCGCCUAACUCAACAUUACUCACCAAUGAAGGGCCAUACACAUAUCUCCAGACGCCGCCCCUCCCCUUCUCCCCCGACUUUUUCACCGUCUUUGCCACGUUAUGUGACGUUCUCAUCGACACCUAUCAGCGACUGAUACAGAUCCUGGGCAGUUCGAGUGCAUGCACACCUCUUGUCAGCGAUCUAUUCAACAAAGUCGAUGCUCGGAUAAGAAAAGUGAUGAUUUCAGCCGUAGUUCGAGAAUUUGAGAGCGCUUCACGGGAAAAUGCAAAGCGGGAGUUGAUGGGAGUACAAAAAGUGGUUUUGGUUGGGUUGAUGGCAUAG